UUCAUCACUGGAAACUAAAACGUUUGAAAAAAAUUUGCAGAUGUGUUCUUGAGUAGCAUUGCUUUGUUUGGAUUCAGAAGGGAAGACAUUUACUCCAAACUAACUCUGACAUCGCCAACUAAAAUUACUUUUAGACAGUGUAUUGGAGCGACAUGUUUUUUACAAAUCUAAAGAUGGCACUCCUUAUAUUUCAUCUGCUUGUAAGCAGCAGCACAGCCAGCGCUCAGUAUUGUUCAGCGGAUAUCAGCAGUCAUACAAAAACUAUGUGUCCCACAGGAUGGGCUUCAUAUAACAACGCCAGCUGUUAUCUGUACGUAGCCACCACGCUAUCUCACAGUGAAGCCGAGGCGCACUGUCAAAGUUACUCCAAGCCUGGAGCCCCUGUUCACCUUGCCUCCAUAGGCAGCAAGGAGGAAAACACCUUCAUCAGGGAUGCAAACCCCCUGCCGAUGGUAGCCUUUGACAGCCAGUGGAUCGGCUACGUCCAGGAUCAGCAAACAGGCCAAUUUGUUUGGACAGACGGGAGCCGAGGCAAGUACGACAAUUGGUUCAUAAGGCAGCCUAGUCAGGGCCCCGAGGAGCACUGCAUCAGCAUGUUCAGCCUGUCUGGUACCUGGAAUGAUGAUGACUGUGACAAAGCUUUCAAAUUCAUUUGUAAGAUGCAUCUGCGAGUUUCCCAUCUUCACAUUUGAGAUAGGAGGCCGGUAGUCAAACUCUCCUCAACUCCAGCAAGAGACGAUACUGACAGUUUUACACCAAGUAAUGUACACUUAACCCUC
Messenger RNA from Patiria miniata (bat star), 779 nucleotides. RefSeq names its product alpha-N-acetylgalactosamine-specific lectin-like. The transcript has a single exon. NCBI's taxonomy places the organism in Eukaryota, Metazoa, Echinodermata, Asteroidea, Valvatida, Asterinidae. Gene Ontology annotation, molecular function: signaling receptor activity. The record is from RefSeq and is a predicted model, not a curated record. Bases 153 to 692 code for a protein of 179 amino acids.